Sander lucioperca (pikeperch) is the source of this 694-nucleotide messenger RNA. RefSeq lists its product as uncharacterized. NCBI's taxonomy places the organism in Eukaryota, Metazoa, Chordata, Actinopteri, Perciformes, Percidae. The transcript has 5 exons. Bases 83 to 694 code for a protein of 203 amino acids. The record is from RefSeq and is a predicted model, not a curated record.
UCUUUAAGUGGGAGGCCGUCCGAUUUGAAGUGGACAAAUUAUCCCGGGAGGACCACUUUGACUGCCAGCGUGCAGCCCAGACAUGCUUGCAGUAUCUGUUGAUGGAAACCGCAAGCACUACCGAUUCAAGAGUGCAGCAAGAUCGGAGGAACAAGCCAUCUUUGAUGGCGUGUUUAUCGCGAAUGAUGAUGACGUCGGAAGAUUCGUGGACUAUGUCCAUACCUCAACCAGUCAUGUCUCUGGAAGAGGUGUCUGUGGAGGGCAGUGGUCAGCGGCGCGCGAAACGUCUCAGAAGUCCUCAGGCAAAACAAACGAGGAGGGCCUGGAACUUGCUGUAUGCCGUCAUGGGGUUCUCCUUCGUGCCCUCAAUAUGUUCAGGGGGGAGAUUUUUGCCUACCUCCUGUACCUCCAAAAGCAAAUGGCCUGUAAGCCAGUGACAUUUUUCGCUAUGGAUGUGGCGUGCAAGUACUGGCCUUACCUCCGGAGAGUGACAGAGAAAUGCCCUGAGCUUCAGCAUCUCCUCACCAUGAGGCCGUUUCUUUCUGUUUUUCAUGCCAAAGCUCAUGAUUUCAAAUGUGAGGUAAAAUGGAGUGGAGCGUAUCAGGAAGGGGCUGGUUCGACUCUUGGGGUUGCAAUGCCUUCCUCUCGAGGACUGCUGUUACCACCAAGCACAUGUCAAAAGCAGGACGCAUAG